Messenger RNA from Suillus discolor, 300 nucleotides. RefSeq lists its product as uncharacterized. Lineage: Eukaryota; Fungi; Basidiomycota; Agaricomycetes; Boletales; Suillaceae. The transcript has 2 exons. Bases 73 to 300 code for a protein of 75 amino acids. The record is from RefSeq and is a predicted model, not a curated record.
CGUGGAGAUGGCAUGUAGAGGUCCCUAUACAAGGGGACGUGUUUUCCGAAAGAGAAAGGGAUACGUGCUAGCAUGGCAUAUCGGGACCCACAACAUGUCCAGCAGGAUGAACAGGAUCGUAAUCCUGGUAUAAAGGAGAACCAUUUUGCAGAUUACAAUGCCUCUGGAGACAUUCCCGAUACAGCGAUAGAUAUUCGCCCUCCCAUCCCACCUCCGAGUCCCCAACAUGUGAUUUCACAGAGGUCUCUAUCCCAGACCCACCACCACACCCUAAUGAUAGCGGUGUUCUCGCACCCCUAG